UGACAGCCCAAGUGUACAGUAUGAGAUGGGAUGUGACGCUUCCCCGCAGUGGAUUGUGGGCAUGUACAGACACAGCCUAGUCUUUCCAGUUCAUACAGUGCUUCAGAUAAGAGAGUAGACAUAUUGCUGUGAGCUGUACUUUUGAUCAAUUACAACCAAGAUGUCAAGCAGAGGUGGUAAAAAGAAGACAACUAAAACUUCUCGAUCUGCAAAGGCUGGAGUCAUAUUUCCAGUAGGCAGAAUGUUACGCUACAUUAAGAAAGGGCAUCCUAAAUAUAGAAUUGGUGUUGGGGCACCAGUUUACAUGGCUGCUGUGCUGGAAUAUCUCACAGCGGAAAUUCUAGAAUUGGCCGGAAAUGCAGCAAGAGACAAUAAAAAGGGUAGGGUCUCGCCAAGGCACAUCUUACUGGCUAUAGCAAAUGAUGAAGAACUAAAUCAGCUUUUGAAAGGUGUCACAAUAGCGAGUGGUGGUGUUUUGCCAAAUAUUCACCCAGAACUGUUGGCAAAAAAGCGUGGAACCAAAGGUAAACUGGAAGCCAUCAUUACUCCUCCGCCUGCUAAAAAAUCUAAAACUUUGCCAAAAAUUGUAUCAAAGAAACCAGGAGCCAAAAAAGUGGUGAGAAAAUCCAAGAAGAAGCAAGGUGAUGUCAGCAAAACAGCAAGUGCAGACAGUACAACAAAUGGACCACCUGCAGAUGGCUUCACAGUGCUUUCCACCAAAAGCCUCUUCCUUGGGCAAAAGCUGAACCUUAUCCACAGUGAAAUCAGUAAUUUAGCCGGAUUUGAGGUGGAGGCUGUUAUCAAUCCUACAAAUGCUGACAUUGACCUUAAAGACGAUAUAGGCAAUGCCUUAGAGAAGAAAGGAGGAAAAGAAUUUGUGGAAGCAGUUAGUGAAAUGAAGAAAAAAAAUGGUUCUUUGGACAUAGCUGGAGCUGCGGUAAGUUCUGGCCAUGGACUGCCUGCAAAGUUUGUUAUCCAUUGUAACAGUCCCAGCUGGGGUUCUGACAAGAGCGAAGAACUUCUGGAAAAGACUGUAAAGAACUGCUUGGCUUUGGCAGAUGAGAAAAAAAUCAAAUCAAUUGCAUUUCCUUCAAUUGGCAGUGGAAGGUAAGAAUGAAAAAUGAAAUGGUUUCCAAAGCAAACAGCUGCCCAAGUAAUCCUGAGAGCAAUUUCAAGCUAUUUUGUGUCUACAAUGUCAUCUUCAAUCAAGACUGUGUAUUUUGUGCUUUUUGAUAGCGAAAGCAUAGGCAUAUAUGUGCAGGAAAUGGCAAAACUGGAUGCCAACUAACCCUUUUCAUCACAAUCCCUUCAAGAUUUUCAUCAGAAAAAAAUAAAUAUUUUUUUUUUUUCUGAGACUGCACCAUAAUUUGAAAAACAUGAUGAUUUAGAAAGGCAAGGGUUUUUCCUGACAAUUCUAAAAUAUUUUAUGUUGGCACUGAUAGUUGGCAUUACUUUUGUUGAUGCACUAUAUCCAAGGCAUUGUCCAAACUUAGUGUAAUUUAGAAGAUUUUAUAGUUUAUUUUAAUGAAGUAUGGGUUUACGCAGAUUGUAGGUGGGAGUAUGUUGUCUUUUAUAUGUGAAUGAAAUGGAAAAUUAUAUUUUGUAAAUGUGUUGUGGUGCUUUAUUGUAAUAUUUAGUGGCGUUAUUUUCCUGUCACAAUCCCAAUUUGUGUUUUCCUAUUGUUUUAAUAUAAAAUGAAAUCACAUUGAUGUCUUUGAUUCAGUUUAUAACUUACAUUGAAUUGCUUUGACUUACUAAAAUGCUUACGUUUACAUACUUGAAUUUAUUGUUUUAUAACCUUACAAACGUAGUAUGAACUGAGAGACUAAAAUGACUGUAUUCUAGACAACAGGCACCUAUCUUGAAAGGUAUAUCAGUAGAAACUGUCUUAUUUCUUAAAAAAGAAAUAGUGAGCGCAGUAUUUAAGAAAAUGGGUGAGAGUAAACAAGUAAAAAAAAUAUUUGUAUUGUGCAAAUAAACAGCAUAAAAUUAAUUUACUUUCGUAGACAAAUACAGUAAAACUAUAAAAUAGCAAUCCAUAGCUAUGCAGAGUAUGCUAACAAUUUAAUCAGGUUUGCAUAUACAUUUACAAUCUUUUUUUGUUUUUGUUCUGGUAGCUUACCAGUCUCAAUAUCUUUUUUGUAUUAUCCAAUAUAAUCCCCCCUGUUCUAUUAAAAGUUUACAAAAAUAAUAAA
Bombina bombina (fire-bellied toad) is the source of this 2195-nucleotide messenger RNA. RefSeq names its product core histone macro-H2A.1. NCBI's taxonomy places the organism in Eukaryota, Metazoa, Chordata, Amphibia, Anura, Bombinatoridae. The record is from RefSeq and is a predicted model, not a curated record. Gene Ontology annotation, biological process: nucleosome assembly. The transcript is spliced from 9 exons. Gene Ontology annotation, molecular function: protein heterodimerization activity; structural constituent of chromatin; DNA binding. Gene Ontology annotation, cellular component: nucleosome.